AAACGUAUUAUAUUCUUUUUAAACACAACUAUAGAUUUUUAGUACAUAUAUUAAGCCUUAGUAUAUGACGUAGCCUUAGUAUAUGACAGACUCAUAAAUUUUAUAUAAAAUACAUUAUAUUUAAAAUAAGAUAAUCUUGAAAUAUUUCACCUUUUGCUAAAUUUAUAAGUUAUAUACCAGAAAAAAAAAACUUAGUAAAAAUUAGCAUAGACCCUUACGCAAGGAUAUGUUGUGAAAUUAUAUUUCAUUAAAUUAUUGCUAAAAUUUUUCGCUUUACUAAAUUGAUGAAUUUAUUAUGUACUGAAAAUGAAAAUUUAGUAAAGAUUAACACAAGCCCUUCGUAUAAACGUUUAUAUCGUCAAGUUUACAACACGUAAAAUUAUCACUUGAAUCUUUUACUAAAAUAUUUAAAAAAUUCUUUAUAUUUUAGGAAAAAAAUAACGAAAACGUCUGGCAAAACGUAUAGAUUGGAUAAAAAAAUCGGUUUGAUUACUGAACGUAAAAAAAAAGAUUUUCUCUGAUAUUUCACCCAUUAAAUAUUGGUGCGUUCAUAAAAGUAAAGAAAUAGCAACAUCGGGACGAAACAAUUGUUUUACGAAAGUUCUUUGAACUCUAAGAUACUCUUUUCACACAAAGAAUUUCACAAAUCUCUUUCUUUUAACUCAUUUAAUAACGAGCCUUUCUUUGAUAAACUUCAUAUUAAUUAAUUCAUCAAUUUGAGCGAAAUGAGCACAUCAAACUAAUUGUAAGUGAAAUUAUUACUGCAGUUAGGAGAAAAAUUUGCUGUAUCUUUUAUUAAUUGUAACAGAGAAUACCAUUAUUGAAUUAAUAAAACUCCAGAAAAGGAUUACACAAUUUCAAGAAAAGAUGCGGGAGCGGUUUAGAAAUUAAUUAAUUUUGAUUAUUAACAAAUUGCGUCAAAUUGAAUUCAAAAUAUAAGUGUGUAAAAAGAUUAAUGAUAUCUUGGUUGACAAUGUUUAUCAUUUGUAAAAUUAUAAAUUUCAUGGGUUUACAAAGCGAUUAUCUAAAAUUGAAAACAAUAAUUACUGCAGAGACCUUUAAACAUCCUGGUAUAAAAAAUGUCUUCCUUUGCAAAAUUCUUUGAACUAAGUUGGAAUUAUAUAUGCGCAUAUAUUUCUUCUCAAUUUGUUAGUUAUUAAAAUAAAUUUGUAGCGUAUGAAAGACAUAUGUAUUUCCCCCAGUGUGUUCUUCCCACCGCACGCGCAUAUUGGAAUGAUGCGCAUGCUUUGCCUGCGUUGGAUAAUUCCAGUCUCGUGGGAUCAGUAUGUCCUGUGGAAGAAUUGUAGUAAAUACUCGACGCCGAGGUAUAAGAAAGCGCUGAUUGCGAUUAUUGACAUUCGCGUAUGUGUACCUUAUCAUGCGGAAUGUUCGACGAAUUUCCACACUACUAAUAGUUUACGUGUGUAUUGGUUCUGGGUACGCACAAAUGAAUAAUGAUUGCGGGCUGGAUAAAUUUCAAUGUCGUGAUGGACAAUGUAUAGCAAGUACAUUGUUAUGCGAUGGCAGAAGAAACUGCAGAGAUUCGUCCGACGAGACAGAGGCAGAGUGUAAUAAGCCAGAAGUUCUGUGUCAUCCCUAUGCCUUUCGUUGUAAUUACGGUGCCUGCGUAAAUGGAAACUCAGUGUGUAAUGGUAUUCAGGAUUGCGAUGACAACAGCGAUGAAACGCAACCCCAGUGCUUCGGAAACCCCGUAUUUACAUGCAGCAACGGUCAGCGCAUUCAGAGCUCUGACCUAUGUGACGGACGACGAAAUUGUGCGGAUGGCUCCGAUGAGACAUCUGAAUUAUGUAGAUCAUUGCGUUGUCCCUCGACAGCUUUCCGUUGUUCGUAUGGAGCAUGUAUCGAUGGUGAUUUACGAUGUAACGGAGAGGUCGAUUGCGCCGAUGGAUCCGAUGAAGAUUCGAAAUUAUGUAGAGGAUAUGCAUGGCCGACACCUCUACCGACGAUAUUACCACCUGUAACAGAACGACCGUCAUCUCGACCGACGACAUCAACAGUAACAACACGACCAAUACAGACUCCUAGGCCAAUACCUACUGGUGCGAACACUUGCAGAGCACCUCCGCAACUGCAAAAUGGUCAAUGGAAGUUACGAUCGCAAUGUUCAAGUGGACAGGAAUGUUACGUUGUAGAAGGAACGCAAUUGGGAUUAGGAUCUCAUCUCGUCUACUCCUGUAAUUCGGGAUAUGAAAUAAUAGGUCCGCCCGACGUGUUCUGCAGUGGAGGACAAUGGAUUAAUAUACCAGGUUGCAGAGAGAUACGCUGCACACCUUUAACUACAGCGUCUGUCCAAGCUACAUGUACGUACGACGAUAGAUGGGUAUCGUGUGAAUCUCCAGUACGACCGAGAACAAGAGCGGUAUUGCAAUGUCGAAAUAGUUAUCGGCCGGAAAAUAUUGAUCAACUUUCCGGACAAAGGAGGAACGUAAGAUGUAAUGCAAACGGUCAAUGGGAACCGGCUCCUAUGCGAUGCAUUCCAGAGUGCGGCAUUAUACCUCCCAAUGUUAAACCGACAGUUGUAGGCGGUAUUCGACCAAAUAUCACGGAAUUUCCGUGGCAUGCCACGUUAUACCGCGAUGAACCUAGCGAACCCAAAAAAUUUUUCUGUGGAGCAUCUAUUGUUCAAGAGAAUGUCUUAAUAACAGCAGCUCAUUGUGUAUAUGAUGAGGACACUAGGCAAUUAAUUAAAGCUAAUUCCAUUUACAUAUUAACGGGAAACAUCUAUCGCGAUUACAAUUAUAGACAUAAUGAAAAUCUCGUUAAAAGAAAUCAGGUGAAACGUAUUUACAUCGUGCGCAGUUAUCUAGGACUUGUAGGAAAUUAUCUUUGGGAUAUUGCGAUAUUAGAACUCGUCACGCCAUUCGUGUUGUCAACUUGGUUGGUUCCUGUAUGCAUAGAUACUUUAAACGAUAGGAAUGUAUUGGAGGUCGGUUCUCUGGGAAAAUUAGCGGGAUUUGGUAGAACCGCACACGGUGAAUCUAGCGCGCUCCUACAGGCUCUGACAGUGCCCGUAAUUUCACUUAGCCAAUGCAGGUCCGUAAGCCAAAAUGCUAAUACGGAACAAUUUAUCACCAAUGAUAAGUUUUGCGCAGGCUACACGAAUGGUUCUUCUGUUUGUGAUGGUGACAGUGGCGGUGGAUUAGUCUUUCGAACUAAUUUGUGGUAUCUCCGAGGUAUUGUUAGUGUUUCCCUCGGCUCGAUACAAGAGGGUGGAAAUGUUCACUGUGACAACAACUUGUAUUCUUUAUACACAGACGUAUCCAAACAUAUUUCAUGGAUACAAGAUGUCAUUACAAAAAUAGAACAAAAUCAAAUCCAUAUAUUAUGCGCAGAUGAGUCUCAAACAAGAUGUUCAUAAAUUUAAUGAUGAUACCACUAAUUGUUACGUACAAUCAUGGAGGAAAAAAAUUAUCUUGUACCACAUGUCUAUCGAUAAAUUAUCUUUAUUCUUUAUUAAAUUUAUAUGUAAAGUUGCAACUUUACUGAAUGAAAUAAUAAUUAAAACUUAAAAGACUUAGAAUAAGAAGUAUUUUCUUAUACAUAUGUGAUAUAAAUGAGAUUAAUUGCAUAAUUUUAACUGUUUUUCAUUUAGUGAUUUUUAAAAAUUCUUACUACUUUACAAUAUAAAUAUGUAAAAAAUGGAUAGGUAGAAAUAAAAAGUAAAUUGCCAUACA
Solenopsis invicta (red fire ant) is the source of this 3695-nucleotide messenger RNA. Its product is annotated as modular serine protease-like. The record is from RefSeq and is a predicted model, not a curated record. The coding region runs from base 1379 to 3379 and encodes 666 amino acids. The transcript has 9 exons. Gene Ontology annotation, biological process: proteolysis. NCBI's taxonomy places the organism in Eukaryota, Metazoa, Arthropoda, Insecta, Hymenoptera, Formicidae. Gene Ontology annotation, molecular function: serine-type endopeptidase activity; protein binding.